GAACGGAUAACGAGAACAUGGCAACUUCCGGAAACCAUCUUUUUAACUCCCGUUGUUGUCGUUGUCAGGUCGGCGAUUUUAUUAAAAAACCGCAACCAUGGGUCGUAUGCACGCACCUGGGAAAGGUAUCUCACAGUCGGCGUUACCAUACCGCCGCAGUGUCCCCACCUGGUUAAAACUCACAGCUGAUGAUGUUAAGGAACAGAUUUUCAAACUCGGCAAGAAGGGUCUUACUCCAUCCCAAAUCGGUGUCAUGCUCAGGGAUUCCCACGGAGUUGCCCAAGUCAGAUUUGUUACCGGCAAAAAGAUUCUCCGUAUCAUGAAAGCCAUGGGUCUAGCUCCGGAUCUACCUGAAGACUUGUACUACCUGAUCAAGAAAGCCGUCGCUAUGAGGAAGCACUUGGAACGUAACAGGAAAGACAAAGACAGCAAAUUCAGGCUCAUUCUCGUAGAGUCUAGAAUCCACAGGCUCGCACGCUACUACAAAACCAAGAGCGUGCUGCCCCCUAACUGGAAGUAUGAGUCGAGCACCGCCUCCGCUCUUGUGGCUUAAGUUUAAAUAAACUAUGUAAAUUCCCA
This is a messenger RNA of Danaus plexippus (monarch butterfly), 579 nucleotides long. It is a transcript of the gene RpS13, whose product is annotated as small ribosomal subunit protein uS15. Gene Ontology annotation, biological process: translation. Gene Ontology annotation, cellular component: cytosolic small ribosomal subunit; ribosome; nucleolus. Lineage: Eukaryota; Metazoa; Arthropoda; Insecta; Lepidoptera; Nymphalidae. Bases 98 to 553 code for a protein of 151 amino acids. The transcript has 3 exons. The record is from RefSeq and is a predicted model, not a curated record. Gene Ontology annotation, molecular function: structural constituent of ribosome; small ribosomal subunit rRNA binding.